Messenger RNA from Penicillium griseofulvum, 699 nucleotides. RefSeq lists its product as uncharacterized. The record is from RefSeq and is a predicted model, not a curated record. NCBI's taxonomy places the organism in Eukaryota, Fungi, Ascomycota, Eurotiomycetes, Eurotiales, Aspergillaceae. The coding region runs from base 1 to 699 and encodes 232 amino acids. The transcript is spliced from 2 exons.
AUGUCCUAUACCUACUAUUCCAACGCUCGCUUAUCGCACACAUUCACUUCCAAACCCCGCAAGACUCUCAGAUCACCAAAUCGCGACAUCGCCUUCCGCAACCAAUACAUAGCACGAUCAAAGACAACCCUUGUGCUCAGACCAUUUGGUAGCCCCCAUUCAGCCGUCGCAUAUAAAAUCACAGAAGAAGAUGGAACGCCACAGUUUACGGUGACUGGCCGCAAAUAUACUGAUCGAUCAUGUCGCGAAUUCCGAGAUCAUUCGGGCCUACCGCUCUUCGAGCUGCAUCGAAAAUUGUCAUGGACGAAUAGUUGGUCAGUCAGCUUACCAGGAUGUGACACCGCGACGAUAGCGACUGGCGCUCCGCGAUGGACAUUGGGGAAUACUUCUUUCGGGAAUUUUGAUCUUUCAUUUGAGAAUGCUGCUGCAUUUGGAGGGAAACGCCUGGAUGAGAAAAUGCUCACUUUGCAUAUUGAACGGCAUGGAAAUGCGCUGGCGCUUUUCGAUGUUGUUGAUGGGGAUAGGAAGGUUGCUGAAGUUCGGGAGAGUAUUCAUCAUAAUGAGAAAUUGGCUUUGAUGAGAGGCUCAAGGCAGGGGUAUCGGCCUGCUAUGGAUGUCAUUAUAAUGCCUGGGGUUGAUAUUUCGUUGGUUGCAACUAUUGCUGUUAUUGUAUCCGACUGGGUUUUUGGGUCAAGUUGA